This is a messenger RNA of Hyaloperonospora brassicae, 510 nucleotides long. The record is from the annotation of a GenBank genome assembly. Lineage: Eukaryota; Oomycota; Peronosporomycetes; Peronosporales; Peronosporaceae.
AUGCAAGCUCUACUUGCACUGUUCCUGGCGAUAGACUUGUUGGUGUCAACAGUCGUGGUCAAGGCCGAACGCUGCACAGCUUUGGAAAUAAGCAGCGUGGUCAGACCUAUUGUCCUGGACCCUGACUUCGCAUCGUGUCAAGCCGACAGCAACUACACGCUCUCGUCGUUCGCGAGUCCGUCGGUCGCGCAGAUCCGCGACUUCUGCUCCAGCUCUGCUUGUCAAGGCAUGCUACGCGAGACGUUGAAGUCGAGUCAACUGCCGGACUGCGAAGUCAUUGUCGACGCCCAGGCGUUCAAUCUCGUGGAAGUUGCGGCCAUUGUCGCCGUCGCGUGUGGACCUGCUGCUGGCCAGGAACUGAAUGCCCUUGACGAACGGCUGGUGGCCGAACCCGACCGCGACAACUCAGUCCAACGCUUGUCCGACCGCGUCGCUGGUUUAGUAGGCCACUCGGCUCCGAUCGAAAAGAUCGGAAUGGUAUCGGCUUUGCUGUCGCUUCUUCGCGAGUAG